Messenger RNA from Symphalangus syndactylus (siamang), 1676 nucleotides. It is a transcript of the gene IRF7, whose product is annotated as interferon regulatory factor 7. Gene Ontology annotation, biological process: regulation of transcription by RNA polymerase II; immune system process. Gene Ontology annotation, cellular component: nucleus. The record is from RefSeq and is a predicted model, not a curated record. Lineage: Eukaryota; Metazoa; Chordata; Mammalia; Primates; Hylobatidae. Gene Ontology annotation, molecular function: RNA polymerase II cis-regulatory region sequence-specific DNA binding; DNA-binding transcription factor activity, RNA polymerase II-specific; protein binding.
CCUGUGACACCUGGCCACACGACCUGUGGCCGCAGCCUGGCGUCUGCAGCGACAGGAGCCCUUACCUCCCCUGUUGUAACACCUGACCGCCACCUAACUGCCCCUGCAGAAGGAGCAAUGGCCUUGGCUCCUGAGAGGGCGGCCCCACGCGUGCUGUUCGGAGAGUGGCUCCUUGGAGAGAUCAGCAGCGGCUGCUAUGAGGGGCUGCAGUGGCUGGACGAGGCCCGCACCUGCUUCCGCGUGCCCUGGAAGCACUUCGCUCGCAAGGACCUGAGCGAGGCCGACGCUCGCAUCUUCAAGGCCUGGGCCGUGGCCCGCGGCAGGUGGCCGCCUGGCAGCAGGGGAGGUGACCCGCCGCCCCCAGAGGCUGAGGCUGCGGAGCGCGCGGGCUGGAAAACCAACUUCCGCUGCGCACUGCGCAGCACGCGUCGCUUCGUGAUGCUGCGAGAUAACUCGGGCGACCCGGCCGACCCGCACAAGGUGUACGCGCUGAGCCGGGAGCCGUGCUGGCGAGAAGGCCCAGGCACGGACCAGACUGAGGCAGAGGCCCCCGCGGCCGUCCCGCCACCACAGGGUGGGCCCCCAGGGCCGUUCCUGGCACACAGAGAUGCGGGACUCCAAGCCCCAGACCCCCUCCCUGCCCCAGCUGGUGACAAGGGGGACCUCCUGCUCCAGGCAGUGCAACAGAGCUGCCUGGCGGGCCAUCUGCUGACAGCGUCAUGGGGGGCAGAUCCAGUCCCAGCCGAGGCUCCUGGAGAGGGACAAGAAGGGCUUCCCCUGACUGGGACCUGUGCUGGAGGCCCAGGGCUCCCUGCUGGGGAGCUGUACGGGUGGGCAGUAGAGGCGACCCCCAGCCCCGGGCCCCAGCCCGCGGCACUAAUGACAGGCGAGGCCACGGCCCCAGAGCCCCCGCACCAGGCAGAGCCGUACCUGGCACCCUCCCCAAGUGCCUGCACUGCGGUGCAAGAGCCCAGCCCAGGGGCGCUGGACGUGACCAUCAUGUAUAAGGGCCGCACGGUGCUGCAGAAAGUGGUGGGACACCCGAGCUGCACGUUCCUAUACGGCCCCCCAGACCCAGCUGUCCGGGCCACAGACCCCGAGCAGGUAGCAUUCCCCAGUCCCGCUGAGCUCCCCGACCAGAAGCAGCUGCGCUACACGGAGGAACUGCUGCGGCACGUGGCCCCUGGGUUGCACCUGCAGCUUCGGGGGCCACAGCUGUGGGCACGGCGCAUGGGCAAGUGCAAGGUGUACUGGGAGGUGGGCGGCCCCCCAGGCUCCGCCAGCCCCUCCACCCCAGCCUGCCUGCUGCCUCGGAACUGUGACACCCCCAUCUUCGACUUCAGAGUCUUCUUCCGAGAGCUGGUGGAAUUCCGGGCACGGCAGCGCCGCGGCUCCCCACGGUAUACCAUCUACCUGGGCUUCGGGCAGGACCUGUCGGCUGGGAGGCCCAAGGAGAAGAGCCUGGUCCUGGUGAAGCUGGAGCCCUGGCUAUGCCGAGUGCACCUGGAGGGCACGCAGCGUGAGGGUGUGUCUUCCCUGGAUAGCAGCAGCCUCAGCCUCUGCCUGUCCAGCGUCAACAGCCUCUAUGACGACAUCGAGUGCUUCCUCAUGGAGCUGGAGCAGCCCGCCUAGAGCUGGCCGCGGCCGGCCAGUCUAAUAAAGAGAACUCCACAACA